Molecule: messenger RNA, 936 nt
Organism: Diutina rugosa
Lineage: Eukaryota; Fungi; Ascomycota; Pichiomycetes; Serinales; Debaryomycetaceae
Product: deoxyhypusine monooxygenase
Exons: 1
Coding region: 1-936 (311 amino acids)
Biological process (GO): peptidyl-hypusine biosynthetic process
Molecular function (GO): deoxyhypusine monooxygenase activity
Source: RefSeq, a predicted model, not a curated record
AUGUCUGAAGUCGACGUUGACCAGGCCCUGUUGGCCCAGUUGAAGGAAAUCCUUUGCAACCCCGAGUCCCAGCUUGCUAACCGGUUCCGGGCGUUGUUCAACUUGAAGAACAUCGGCGCUGAAGGCGGUAACGAUGCCACCACCGCCAUCGACUACAUCGCCGAAGCGUUCAAGGACGACUCUGAGCUUUUGAAGCACGAAGUCGCCUACGUCCUCGGCCAAAUCAAGAACGACUACGCCGCCCCUCAUCUCCAAAACGUCCUCAAGGACGAAUCGCAACAGUGUAUGGUGAGACACGAAGCAGCUGAAGCUUUGGGUGCCAUCGGUCACCAAGGCUCGCUCCCGUUGUUGAAGGAAUACUACGAAAACGACCCUCUCGAAGAGAUCAGACAAACCUGUGAGUUGGCCAUCGAAAGAAUCAACUGGGAAAACCUGGAGAAGGCUAAGACCGAACAAUUGGAACAGCUGGCGUACACCUCGAUCGACCCUGCUCCUCCCAUGGAACUCACUAAGGAACUGAAGGUGCCCAAGUUGCAAGAUAUCUUGAACGACCAACUGAAGCCGUUGUUUGAGCGUUAUCGGGCCAUGUUCAGAUUGCGCGACCUCAACACCGAUGAGGCGGCGCUUGCCUUGGCUACUGGCUUCGACGACUCGCUGGCGUUGUUCAAGCACGAAAUCGCCUACGUCUUCGGGCAAAUGUGCAACCCGGUAACGGUGCCGUCGUUGGUCAAGGUCCUUUCUGACGACACUGAGGCGCCCAUGGUGAGACACGAAGCCGCCGAAGCUCUCGGGUCGAUUGCCACCGACGACGUGUUGCCGAUCUUGCAAAAGUUUGCUCAAGAUAAGGAGCAGGUGGUGAGAGAGUCGGCGAUCGUGGCGUUGGACAUGUACGAAUACGAAAACUCGGGCGAACUCGAGUACGCGGUUAAGGCUUAG